GGUCGGCGCGUCUCCACACAAGUCAAACGAAUAAGGGUCAGCUGUGGUAACGUCAACGUGACAUGUAGGUAGCCACCGAGCGAUCCGCUCGCCGUUGAUGAAUUGCAGAAAUAAUCAAAACAGAAGCUACAUGGAAUGUGAUGUGCAGUGAAUGCUAGCCAAAUUAUUAGAAUUCGUUAAUCUUAUACUGUUAUUAUUAGCAUUAGUAGAUCGAACGUGAACUUAUGUACUCGAUUGAAUAGUGUGCUGGUAUGCUUUGAAUUCGUGGGCCUCAUACCUUAAUUUGAACUUAAAUCUAGUUUUUUCUCUUAGAUAACCUAUAAUUGAAAUAGUACGGUGGUAAAUCUAAUCACAAUUAGUUAAUACUAAGUUCUAAAACUACAGAACUACUACGUGGGCAGAUCCCUUUGAUGCUCUAGUCGUUGCGUCAGUACUUUAGCGAAAGUGGUCCAGAGCUAAUUCCCGAAUCAUAAAAGUGGCCAGAAGGAGAAAAACCAAACCGAAAUAAGAAAACUAAACGUGAGUCCCACAACCUUUGUAAUUUAUGCCUGCCUAUUCAAUUUUUGCUAUAUUACAGGAUUUUUUUAAUACACCACUGCUGUUAAAAACACGGAAUUCUUACUUCUGACCGGUUGUCCGCCACAUUUUAAAAAAAUCGUUUACACGUAAUCCUGCAUAGCCAGAAUGUCUAAUCGAUCCCAUGAACCCGAAGCCACUCCACAAACUCAGGGAAUCCAGAGCUCCACGCCUACAGACAAAUGCAAGAUCUGCCAGAGGGCGGACCAAGGUCGUUUGUGGAAAUGCAACAUAUGUCGUAAUUGGAAUCACCCCGCCUGCAUUGGUAUAGAGUCGACUAAUGAGAACGAUAAAUUCGUAUGCCCCCAAUGCCAGCCGCUAACUGGUGCACUGAAACAUACCUUCGUAGCACCUCCUGUAGUAGUGCCUGCAAGCACAACCCCAAUUGAAUACGUGAAUAUGUCGUGGUCGCAGAUAUCUCCAGUCACUACUCUAACGUCGACGACGCCCAUGUUCGUGCCGCCUAACACAGUUGUAGACUCACGGACCAUAAUGCCACGAUACUCUAUUGCUCCGUCAUCCUCGUGUCCCUCUCCGUUUCCUCCGACUAAUCAGGCCUUCAGAAAUACAUUCCCGAUUCUGUCCAACCUCGCUCAAGCUUUGCCACCGUAUCAAUUGCCGUCAUACCCCGCGGCGAUAAACCAACCUUGUUCGAGGUCGCAGUUCAUAUCACCAGGUGUUAUUGUAUCCAUUGGAGACGCAAUGGGAGCACCAACAGUAUUGCCUCCGCCAAGCGUUGCAAUACAAUGCACAAAUAACGCUCAACCGGUACACCCAUUGACAAUAACCCAACCGUACUCGACGACACAGUUUGUCCCACCGGGUACCGCACACCUUGAAGAAGCCAUGGUAUCCUCUGAACAGCUUUCGUCAAGUCUCCCAAAUCAACAACCAGCGAUGCACAACCCACCUUCAAUAUUGCGUGGUGCAAUACCAUCAGCUGUAAUUGUAUCUAGUGGGGAACCUAUUCCAACAGCCCCGACGAUGUUGCCUCCGAGUGAUGCGCGGAACAACCAAUCCUUAGUUCGAGCGGAUGCCAGAAGUCAAGUCUCAAAGGCUACAGGUUCCAGAUUAUCUACGAGACAGCAACAGAAGCAAUUGGAGUUGGAACUGCUCGAUGAACAAAGGAAGCUGCAAGAAGAGGAGGAAGCCAACAAGCGUGAAUAUCUUCGAAAGCGGUACGAACUGUUGCAAGAAAUGGCCAGCGAAACAUCGUCAACUUCCGGCGUUAGUGUUGUAGAGGACGGGCCGAAUGAGAAGGUCAACGCAUGGCUGCAAAGUGGAAUACCAAAUCGCAACAUGACGCAAACUUUGGCGACGUCCCAGGUGCAAUAUUUCGGGCCUACUGGACCAGCAUCCGGUGUACCACGGGACGCAACAGGAAACUUAAUGGGCAAUAUAACACGUAGCAGUCAACAAGAGUGUAGGCAGCAACAUGCACUGCACGACGAUAGCCGAGCUCCAACAAGAAGUAUCCGGUUCGCCAACACUGGUGAACCUAAUUUUGAUCCGGUGCAGCGAUCAACACCAAGGCACAUAUCAACGCGGUCAGAAUAUGGAAACAAUCUGACACACAAUCAAGUAGCUGCACGCCAGGCGAUCUCGCGAGAGCUUCCCAUAUUCGACGGUUCACCAGAGGAAUGGCCCUUAUUCUACUCCACGUUUAACUCAACUACCGAAAUGUGCGGAUAUACUCAGGAAGAAAAUCUGAUACGUCUUCAAAAAGGCCUCAAGGGGAAAGCAUACGAUGCAGUAAAGUGUAGGUUGAUGCAUCCCGCUAACGUCCCUGGAAUUAUUGCCACGCUUUAG
Molecule: messenger RNA, 2385 nt
Organism: Aedes albopictus (Asian tiger mosquito)
Lineage: Eukaryota; Metazoa; Arthropoda; Insecta; Diptera; Culicidae
Exons: 3
Coding region: 685-2385 (566 amino acids)
Source: RefSeq, a predicted model, not a curated record